CGGAGCGGAGCAGAGAGCUAGGCAGCGCAGAGCGGGACCCGGCUAGCAGCCGCUCCGCCUCCCCAGUCCGCAGAGCCCCGACGGCUGCGCCGCAGCUGCUCCGGGCGUCAGAGGACACGGGCAUGGCACCCCGCGGACAGCCUUGAGCUUGGGGUCGCGGCGCCGCAGGCGGCACCAUGGCCCUGGAGCAAGCGCUGCAGGCGGCGCGGCAGGGCGAGCUGGACGUGCUGAGGUCCCUGCACACAGCGGGCCUGCUGGAGCCCUCGCUGCGCGACCCACUGGACGCGCUGCCUGUGCACCAUGCGGCCCGCGCUGGCAAGCUGCACUGUCUGCGCUUUCUGGUGGAGGAGGCAGCCCUCCCCGCCACGGCCCGCGCGCGCAACGGCGCCACACCGGCCCACGACGCGGCUGCAACUGGCCACCUUGCCUGCCUACAGUGGCUGUGCACGCAGGGCGGCUGCAGAGCGCAGGACAAAGACAAUUCUGGUGCCACAGUCCUGCAUCUGGCUGCCCGCUUCGGCCACCCUGAGCUGGUGGACUGGCUGCUGCGUCAUGGCGGUGGGGACCCCACCGUGGCCACAGAUAUGGGCGCUCUGCCUAUCCACUAUGACGCCGCCAAAGGAGACUUCCCCUCCCUGAGGCUUCUCGUCAGUCACUACCCUGAGGGAGUGAAUGCCCAAACCAAGAACGGUGCCACGCCCCUGUACCUGGCGUGCCAGGAGGGCCACCUGGAAGUGACGCAGUAUCUGGUGCAAGAAUGCGGCGCGGACCCACACGCGCGCGCCCAGGACGGCAUGACCCCGCUGCACGCUGCAGCGCAGAUGGGCCACAGCUCGGUCAUCGUGUGGCUGGUGAGCUGCACCGACGUGAGCCUAUCUGAGAAGGACAAAGACGGUGCCACGGCCAUGCACUUCGCGGCAAGCCGCGGCCAUGCCAAAGUGCUCAACUGGCUCCUGUUGCACGGCGGCGAGAUCUCGGCGGAUCUGUGGGGCGGGACCCCGCUGCAUGACGCCGCGGAGAACGGGGAGCUGGAGUGCUGCCAGAUCCUGGUAGUGAACGGCGCGGAGCUGGACGUCCGCGACCGUGACGGGUACACGGCCGCCGACCUGUCCGACUACAACGGCCACAGCCACUGCACCCGCUACCUGCGCACCGUGGAGAACCUGAGCGUGGAGCACCGUGUGCUGUCCCGAGAUCCAUCCACUGAGCUGGAAGCAAAGCAGCCUGACUCGGGCAUGUCCUCGCCCAACACCACCAUGUCAGUGCAGCCACCAAACUUUGACCUCAGCUCGCCCACCAGCACCCUCUCCAACUAUGACUCCUGCUCUUCCAGCCACUCCAGCAUCAAGGGCCAGUGCCCUCCACGUGGGCUUCCCAGCGGGAGAGCUGCAGACAUACAGAGCUACAUGGACAUGCUGAAUCCAGAGCUGGGCCUGCCUCGGGGCAAGAUGGGGAGGCCUACGCCACCACCACCACCGCCAAGCUUCCCUCCGCCACCCCCCCCCCCCGGCACCCAAGUGCCCCCCCCCCCACCAGGCUACCCAGCUCCCAAGCCCCCUGUUGGGCUCCAUGCAGCUGAUAUCUACAUGCAGACCAAGAACAAGCUCCGCCACGUGGAGACUGAGGUCCUCAAGAAGCAGCCUAGUUCCCGCGACAGCCACAACGGGUUGCGGAGGCAGGAUUCCGGCCGCAAGCCCCGCGCUUUCAGCAAGCAGCCCAGCACGGGAGACUACUACCGCCAGCUGGGCCGCUGCCCCAGGGAGCCACUGGCCGCGCGCCCGGGCAUGGCACACAGCGAGGAGGCUGCGCUGCUUCCUGGGAACCACGUGCACAACGGCUGCGCUGCAGACCCCAAGGCGGCCAGGGAACUGCCACCGCCACCGCCGCCACCGCCGCCUCCCCUGCCUGAGGCCCUGAGCUCGCCACCACCUGCCCCGCCUCUGCCCUUCGAGGGAGCUGGCCCCGGCUGCGGGCAGCGCCGCUCUAGCUCGUCCACCGGCAAAGUGAGAGUCCUGAGGCACAGGAAGAGCACCAAGUCUUUCAACAUGAUGUCUCCAACCGGUGACAACUCAGAGCUACUGGCUGAGAUCAAGGCAGGCAAGAGCCUGAAGCCGACACCACAAAGCAAGGGGCUGACCACAGUGUUCUCAGGCAGCGGGCAGUCGGCCCCACAGCCUGACUCACCACAGCCGUCCGUGUCACCAGCACCAUCACGAGCCCGGAGCCCCACUCCACCAGCCUCAGGGCCCCAGCCACUGCUUAAUGGCAGGCUGCUUAAUGGCAGUAUGGCACCGGCGCCGCCUGCCACGCCUGCCCCGGGCGUGCAGCUAGACGUGGAGGCGCUCAUCCCCACGCAUGAUGAGCAGGGCCGGCCCAUCCCUGAGUGGAAGCGCCAAGUGAUGGUGCGCAAGCUGCAGCUGAAGAUGCAGGAAGAAGAGGAGCAGAGGCGGAAGGAGGAGGAGGAGGAGGCCUGGCUGGCCAGCAUGCCUGCCUGGAGGCGGGACAUCCUACGGAAGAAGCUGGAAGAGGAGAGGGAGCAGAAGCGGAAAGAGGAGGAGCGACAGAAACGGGAGGAGAUGCAGCGGGAGAAAGAGCAAUCGGAGAAGCUGCGGACACUGGGCUACGAUGAGACCAAGCUGGCGCCCUGGCAGCGACAGGUCAUCCUGAAGAAGGGAGACAUCGCUAAGCACUAGACAUCUAGGCCGUAGGGGAGCGGGGAGGGGAGGCAACCUUGCCCAGCCCAGCCCAACCAGGCUGGGAGUUGGGAGCCACGCAGUCCUCCCCUCACAUGCUGGAACUUCUUCUUGGUCCCCACCCCUAUCCUGGUCCCCGCAUCCCCAGCCCAGGGCGAUGAUGGUGCGUUUGUUUCCACUGCGCAGUCGCCCAGAGAAAGUGCCCAAGCUGCUGACGCAAAAGAUGCUGCUCAUUUGCAUGCUGACUUACAUAUAUUUGCAUGCUGGUUGAAUGUCAAAGAAUUGCAGAGCUGUCCCCAGUCCCGUGGGUGGUGACUUUGUUUUCCUGCAGGGAGCGCCCCCCCCUGCAGCCCCCUCCCCCGCACCCCAGAACCCACAUAGCUGGCGCAUCCUGGGCGGAGGCAGGCCCCAAGCUCGGGGAAGGGGUUUUCCUUCCUCCCUGACCCAGAUCUGUGCCCAGCCCAGCCUGGACCGCUUUUCUUAUCCCCGCUGAAGAUUUCCUCUCAGUCAUUUUGUUUACCAGAAACGAUGAAAACAGCCCGUUUGGACGCAGUUGCGGCUCCGGGGGCCCCACCUCUGACCCACCUCCUUCCAGUGAAGUCUGCGUGCUGCCGUCUCCAGCCAGGCUCCCUCGCUCCCCAGACCCUUUCACUGGCCGGGGGAGUAAGUGGAGAACGAGGGGCACCGGGGCACCUUCAAUUCCAACUGCUGUCCCUCCCCCUCCCCCCAGUCCCUGUCACCUCAUAACCGCAUUAAAGCUCUCUCAGCCGC
Molecule: messenger RNA, 3464 nt
Organism: Tupaia belangeri chinensis (Chinese tree shrew)
Lineage: Eukaryota; Metazoa; Chordata; Mammalia; Scandentia; Tupaiidae
Gene: ESPN
Product: espin
Biological process (GO): actin filament bundle assembly
Cellular component (GO): cytoplasm
Molecular function (GO): actin filament binding
Source: RefSeq, a predicted model, not a curated record